AUGGGAUCGCUACGACAAAUGGGCGGAUGGAUGGAGCAAAAUGCUCGAUGGAUGCCCCCAAAUCUGCCGCUAAACCUAUUGCAAAAAUUAUUGCCUGAUCAUUUCCUCCUUAAAACCACAGGCCCUAUAAAACUCCCAAAGCCCUCCCCCCUUUCUCUUCCCCAGGAGACCCACCCCUCCCCCCCACAUCUUGUCUUUCUUUCCCUUUGCCACUUCCCAAGACACACGCCGGUACAGAGGAGAGAGGAGCGGCGCCUUCUCCCUCCAUUGGCGCAUCUUUAUCUAGGCCACAGCCCGGGAAAGGAGCAGCAGCCACCAUUUUUUAGACCCCAAGAGCAAGGACCGAGCCCUGUGCUAGUACCACCAAACGCUCCCCCCCAAGCGAGAGCGGCGGCGGCGGAGGACGAGUCGAGGAGGAGGCCGGCCGGCCGGCGUUUCCCAGGCGAUCUCGAGAUGGGCAUCCUCUGCUUCGGCGCCUCCUCCACCCUGCUCUGCGGCGAGGACAGCAACAGCGUCCUCGGCCUGGGCGGCUGCGGCGGCGGCGGCGGCGACGGCGAGGUGGCGGGGGCGGGCCGCGGCCUGGGCUUCCUGGACGUCGGCGCCGUCUUCCCGGUCGACAGCGACGAGGUCAUGCGGGCGCUGGUGGAGAAGGAGGUGGAUCAUCGGCCCAAGGGCGGCUACGUGGAGCGGCUGGGGCACGGCGGAUUCGAGUCCUCCUGGAGGAAGGACGCCAUGGAUUGGAUUUGCAAGGUCCAUUCCCACUACAAUUUUGGACCACUGACCCUUUGCCUCUCGGUGAACUACAUGGAUAGGUUCCUCUCCUCCUUUGAUCUCCCACAUGACAAGUCCUGGAUGCAACAGUUAAUGUCAGUUGCUUGCCUGUCUCUUGCUGUCAAGAUGGAGGAGACCGUGGCCCCUCUUCCCGUGGACCUUCAGGUUUGCGAUGAGUACUAUGCCUUUGAACCAAGGAACAUCAAGAGGAUGGAGCUCAUUGUGAUGGAGACCCUGAAAUGGAGGAUGCACUCUGUGACCCCAUUCUCUUUCCUGUGCUACUUCUUGGACAAGUUCAAUGAAGGGAAGCCACCCAGUUACAUGCUGGUCUCACGGUGUGCCGAGCUCAUAGUCGCCACUGUGAAAGACUAUAGAUUCUUAUCAUUCAGACCUUCUGAGAUCGCUGCCGCAGUGGUUCUAUGGGCGCUCGCUGAGAAUCAGGUCAUCGGCUUCAGCAGUGCCCUUGCAGCAUCUGAAAUCCCUGUAAAUAAGGAGAUGAUUGCGGGAUGCUAUGGGCUGUUGGUGAAGAAGAGAGGGAACUUCAGCGCGAGCCUUUCAGCGCCGCUGAGCCCGAUCGGGGUGCUGGAUGUGCCAUGCUUCAGCUUCAGGAAUGAUGACACAACACCAGGUUCAUCACCCUCGAACAACAACAGUAACAGCAACGAUCAGGCCUCCACUCCAGCUUCCAAGAGGAGAAGGCUAAGCGCAUCGCCGAUCUGA
Molecule: messenger RNA, 1491 nt
Organism: Triticum turgidum subsp. durum (durum wheat)
Lineage: Eukaryota; Viridiplantae; Streptophyta; Magnoliopsida; Poales; Poaceae
Source: the annotation of a GenBank genome assembly